AUGUCGCCGCUUGAAGACCCGUUGCGAGGUUCCACCGGGGUCAAGGCAAUGUGCACGCUGCAUGUCUUUAAGACUUAUAUCGAUAUCAGACUUGAUGCCAUUGAAGCCUCCCUCGAUGAAAUGAAGCAAUUGUUGAGGUCGCAGCUGGGGAGUUACCAGUCUACAUCCACAGACCAUGGCAUUCCUUCCACGGACAACAGUGCCUUGACCACGAUAAAAGACCUCGAUGAAAACGAAGAUAAUAUAGUGUUACCAACAAUCACAUCAGCCGACCUCCAUCCUGCCCCGAUCACGGUGGUCCGCCAUGUCGGCAAUCUGAUCACAGAGCCUGAAACAAACGGAGAAAAUGACUCCAUCUUAGGGCACAUGACCGAGAUGGGUCUAGAUUCCGAGAACUUCGCCUCUGUCUUCCAGCAUGGCUUUGAACAAAUAGCAUCAUGGUACCCAUUUCCGCACGAAACAAUGUCAGAUCUCAAACAAAACUACCCCCUGCUUUUCGCAAUGUGUCUGCUGGCCGGGUUCCGCGCAACAGCUGGUCUGAACCGUUCAAAUCUUCACAUCACACUGCAUUCAAUGGUCAAAACACAUCUAGGCAUGAAAGCCUUGGACACGCCAAUUGGAAUCACUACCAUCCAUGCUAUGCUUAUAUUCAGCGCUUGGAGCUUUGGUCCUCUCGUGCCUGGCGGCCGAUAUAUUGACAGCUGGUUAAUGAGCAGCACGACUAUCACGCACUGCAUGCUUAGUUUUUCCCUUUCCGAGCUUGGGUCUCUUACUUCUUUCUACGAUGAUACGAGUCGUAACAUGUGCAGGAUGUGGAUCCAGGCUUCUUUGGUACACUUGAAAUUCGCUAUCGGAACAGGCCGACCAUCCGUCGUCACAUGUGAUCGUCUACGCCAGUGGACAGAGAUAGUCAAAUACCCAGGCUUUGAAACGUUCGACCAGAUCAUUGCAGCUGAGCUUAAAAUUUAUAUCCUCCUCUACGAGGUCAUCUGCAACAGCGCCAACUCAGUGGGCGAAGCCUGGGAACUGAUAAACAGAUGGAGUCGAAAAUAUCUCGCCGACGGAAACAGCGUAUUGACAUGGGCCCGGUCCUGCGUCUCCCUCAUUCUCUCGCGCUGGGAACUCGCAAAACAACAGCAAGGAAUGUCUCCCGGCUCCCUCGCCCAAAAUGAACGUUUGAAAGACCUAACGCAGACGGUCAUCCGUCAUGCACAGGUCGUCCUGAGCGAAAUUCUCAUCUACGGGUCCUCGGAAACAGCAUUCGUCAGACCGACGUAUGACUACCUGCUCAGUGCGUACGCGGGCGUGACUCUUGCAGAGUAUUCUUCUGAUAUAUCCGAUAUCCACGCGACAUACACCUUGAUGGAGAAUGUCCGGACCCAGGCUAGGAUUCCGCGGAGUAUCGAUGGUGUGUUCAGCUGGGCGACGAAUGUCGUUCAGAAGAAGGCGAGAGAUUAUUUGGAUUCGAGUGUUUCGAUUAAUUCCGGGGACACGCUUUAUUCGUACCCGAUGUCUGUGGCUGAUUGGGCGCCUUUUCGAUUUAUCGAUUCCUUGCCUUCGUCUGGAUGGGAUGGGUUGGAGGAGUCUAUGAGACCAUUCUAG
Molecule: messenger RNA, 1602 nt
Organism: Penicillium nucicola
Lineage: Eukaryota; Fungi; Ascomycota; Eurotiomycetes; Eurotiales; Aspergillaceae
Exons: 4
Coding region: 1-1602 (533 amino acids)
Source: RefSeq, a predicted model, not a curated record